UUUCAAUGCUUAAGGCCCGUCCACCCCAAGAACGAUAACCAUGACCAUGACCAUAACGAUGUUAGCAUCCACACUGCUGAGUGAUAACGUUCUGCAGACAGCGACGUAAAGCACGCACUGCACGCUCCAGCUGAUAACAAUACAUACAGCAGACUUUGCAACGUACGAUUACAGGAAUGUCUGUAGUAAUAUCCUACAUAUUUGUGAAUUUGGGUACAUUUUAUGGACCAAAAAAGGCUAAGCGGCGGUCCCCUCGGCGCCGACACCGCUGCCUUCUCCAGGAAACAGCGGUGCACACACAGAGCGCCAUAGAGCUGCGCCGAGCAUCGGAACAAAAACACAGACAGCAUGAUAAUCCCAUCUAAAACACAAGAUUCACUCUCUGUGGUUUCUCUGACACGAGAAAUACUUUUAAAGUACUGAUGUUUACAAAAAUACACAGAGCUAAAGGAUCGUAGCCCCACGGAAGGGAAAAGUCACGCCACUGACCACCUGUGUGAAACCUAUCUCUCUCUUCCGUAAACUCGGAUGGAUUCUGAUUGGCUGCCAGUGUUUCUAUCGUUUAUCAAAAUCGCUCUGAAAGUGAUCCCAGCGAUAUCGUUCUCCACUGUGCCUGUCGUUAUAGUUGCGGGGUGGACUCCGCCAUCCACUUGAGUUAGAGCGAUUUUUAAAACGCAUACAUAUAGAUUUAUAGUUAUCGUUAUAGUUAGCGUUCUUGGUGUGGACGGCCCUUUAGAAAAUUCAGAAAAGGGAAAUCAGAAAUAUUUGCAGGCGUCAUAAAGUUUCGGAGGAUCCCAGUCUGGGCGGGACAUAUUCCGGGGUUGAACCGAUGGGUCUUCUGUGGAGCCUCAGACCAGUUCCAGGCAGCAAACCUUGGCUCAGGAUGAGGAAGAUGAACGUCCAGACUCCCAUGGAGGUCACGAUCUCGGUGUACCCGGGCCACCAGACCGAGGGCUUCCUGGAUCAGGUGCCGCUGGCCAGUGUGGUGGUGGAGCGCUGGUACAUGGCGCCUGGCGUCCGCAGGAUCCCGGUUACAGAGGCCGGACUCACUGCGACCCUCUUCCUGCCCCCAGGUCCGGGACCUUUCCCUGGCCUCCUGGACCUUUGGGGGGGUGGAGGAAAGUUGGUGGAGUACCGCUCAGCGCUGCUGGCCUCUCACGGUUUUGCCUCCCUGGCCCUCGACUACCUGACUCCAAAAGUCACCAUAGAAACCGGGAAGAUGGUGGACAACCAGUACUUUGAGAGGGCCUUGAAAGUCCUGGAGCAGCAUCCUCAGAUCCUCAGCAGCAGGAUCGCCAUGAUCGGUCUUUCCCUCGGCACCAGUAUCACCCUAAAAAUGGCUGUUAACUCCCAAGUUGUAAAGCUCAGGUGUGUGGUGUGUAUUAGUGGGAGUCAUGUGCAGCCAGCUGACGGAUCUGUGGAACAAAUAAUGAGUUUCUUUAACAAAAACGCUGAGAAGACUUGCUUCAACAAUGAGAACCACAUGAUCUGCCGCGAUCUGCUGCUGCCCAUCCCCACCGACCCCUCACUCAAAGUGGAUAUGGGACAACUGCAGUGUCCUCUGUUGCUGGUUGUAGGUGAGGACGAUCAGAACUGGCCCGCCCACGAGUCUGCACUGGACAUAAAGGAGAUGAUGGAGCGGGCGGGGAACAGCCACCUGCUGACUCUGCUGUCGUACCCCGACACCGGUCACCUGAUCGAGCCUCCGUUCACGCCCUUCGCCAAAGCCAGCUCCUUCAGAGCAGUCUCGUCGCGUCAGAAGCUGGUAGCGCUGUGGGGCGGAGAGACGGCGGCACAUUCUCGAGCUCAGGAAGACUCCUGGAGGAAGACGCUGGUCUUUCUGAGGGCGAAUCUGUACGGCGGCGUAAACACCUGCCUAACUUCAUUUUCCAACCUGUAACCAAGGCGACAACUAAUGAUCAAAGAGUCUCUAUAUAGGAAGAGCUACUUCAGGAGUCUUUGGUUAAGUCCCGUUAAUUAAUCCCCAUAGAUGAUGUAAUGGGUUGACAGUUGACAGCUUUAAAGGACAUGACAUUUUCCUGAUUUAAUCAUCAAUCAAAAGAUGAAAAUAUGAAGGCAAGGCAGCUUUAUUUAUAUAUCACAUAUCAAACAGAAAGGCAAUUCCAAGUGCAUUACAUAUUGACAAAGAACACUAAGUAUUUGAUCAACUUUGUUUUUCAGACACAAAGUUGAAUUACUCAAAACUGGUGGCCAUAACUUAGACAUACAAGUUCAUUAUAUCACCUGGGAGUGUCCUGUGUUUCUGUGUUAAGUACCAUUGAGGGUAUCGUUUAAAGAAAUGGGAAUACAGAUCAGGGAAAGACCCUUCCAGAACCAGCGGCUGCUCCAACAUUGCAGCCGACGGUUCAUAUGUUUGGGAACCUGAUAGCCGAUGUUGAAUGAAAUUGUACCAAAAUAACGUAAAACUAUUAUUACACUGGAAGGAACUCUCACAGACGAAGUCGUAGUUCUUGGAAUAAUACGGUCACCGUAGGAGUUACAACGCGCUCGGAACGGACCUUUUUCACAGCAGACAUUUUGACUUGUCAUAGUAGGAAAAGCACAUCUGAAAUUGAUAACCUU
Molecule: messenger RNA, 2583 nt
Organism: Perca flavescens (yellow perch)
Lineage: Eukaryota; Metazoa; Chordata; Actinopteri; Perciformes; Percidae
Product: acyl-coenzyme A thioesterase 4
Exons: 10
Coding region: 830-1900 (356 amino acids)
Biological process (GO): acyl-CoA metabolic process; fatty acid metabolic process
Molecular function (GO): fatty acyl-CoA hydrolase activity
Source: RefSeq, a predicted model, not a curated record